Molecule: messenger RNA, 974 nt
Organism: Antechinus flavipes (yellow-footed antechinus)
Lineage: Eukaryota; Metazoa; Chordata; Mammalia; Dasyuromorphia; Dasyuridae
Gene: NMU
Product: neuromedin U
Exons: 11
Coding region: 160-744 (194 amino acids)
Biological process (GO): regulation of smooth muscle contraction
Molecular function (GO): neuromedin U receptor binding
Source: RefSeq, a predicted model, not a curated record
UCAGGUCGGCAGCUCCACAGUGGGAAGCAAAGGACAGGUGCUCCCAGGACGCUCGAGUCCGCUAGGAGGAGCCUGUGGGAAACUUGGGGAGCACGUAAGUGCUCAGCGGCAGAAACCCGCGGUCCAACGAGCAUCUCUGAGCAGCGGGGAAACUCCAGGAUGCCCAGGAAUCGCAGCUGCGCUCCGCUGCCCGGCUACCCCAGGGCGCAGAGACAGCUGCUGGGGUGUGGGCGUCCGGCUGCUCCCCUCCUCCUGCUCCUGCUCCUGGCUUCUUGGGCGUGCGCCUGCCAAGGUGUUCCAGUAUCACCUCUGGCAAUACAGACAGACAAAGAGUUACAGCUGUGGAAUGAGCUAGAUAAUGCUUGUUCCAGUUUCCUGUCCGUUGACUCAGAGUCUCAGGCAUCCAGUGAACUGGAAGACCUUUGCUACAUGAUUAUGGGAAUUUUACCAAAGCCACAGGAAUCAGAUGAAAAGGACAAUACCAAAAGGUUCUUAUUUCAUUAUUCUAAGACACAUAAUCUGGGCAACUCCGAUGUUAUGUCAUCUGUGAUCCAUCCUUUGCUGCAACUCAUUCCUCAACUGCAUGAGAGAAGAAUGAAGAGGUUCAAAGUGGACGUUCAUGCUGGUUUCAGCAUACCACUGCAAAAUGGAAAGGAAGAAUUACAAGGGCCUGGAAGAAUUCAAAGUCGGGGUUACUUUUUAUUCAGGCCCCGCAAUGGAAGAAGGUCAGCAAGUUUCCACUAAAAGGCCUUUGAACUACUUUUAUGUCACAGGAGUGUUGGUGCAGAGAAUUAUGGUUUUUUUUCCUCAAAGAAUAUCAACUGUACAAUUUGAGAAUUCCUUGGAAUGUAAAUGUGCCCCAAUUAGAUUUAGUCAAGGAUGUAUUAUGUUUCUUUAAUUUCAUCUUCAAAUGUUUCCUAUUGGUCUAAUAUUUACAAAUGUGAUUAAUAAAACUGUGACUUGCACGUCAGAAA